Dentiscutata heterogama is the source of this 450-nucleotide messenger RNA. The record is from the annotation of a GenBank genome assembly. NCBI's taxonomy places the organism in Eukaryota, Fungi, Glomeromycota, Glomeromycetes, Diversisporales, Gigasporaceae.
AUGCUUCCUGGGUCUUCAGCUAUGUCAUUUUCUCAAUUUUUAAAUAAUGAAGCCACCGAUAUUGAUAGUGGUGAUAAGAGAGCCAAUGAAUCUAGUGUCAAUGAAUCUAGCGAUGAUAGUAAUGAUAGUGAAAAUGAUGAAAAUCUCAAUCAAUUAACUGUAAAUGAAUUUCGUUGGUUUUAUAAUGAUAUAGAAAAUCUUAUUAAAGAAAAUGAUUCUAUAUUUAACAAAAGUAAGGAGAAUCGAGUAAAUGGUAAUAGUCAUCAGCGUGGUGGUAAAAUGUUUAAAGUUCAGGUUGCUUCAGUUGCUAGACGUAAAGGAACUGCAAAUAAAGAUCAAAAAAAGUUACAAGGAAAGCCAAGAACAAGUUUACAAGAAACCACUCAUGAUAUUAAGGAGUUAAAUCGUUAUGUUAUGCCUGCACGAUCACGAAGACAGCAAACAAAAUGA